Molecule: messenger RNA, 258 nt
Organism: Podospora bellae-mahoneyi
Lineage: Eukaryota; Fungi; Ascomycota; Sordariomycetes; Sordariales; Podosporaceae
Exons: 2
Coding region: 1-258 (85 amino acids)
Source: RefSeq, a predicted model, not a curated record
AUGCUGAAACACCCCCAGCCAGCCCCCGUACAGCCCAACACAAAGUUCGUCGCCGGCUUCAUGGCCGCGAUAGGAAUAAGAGGGAUGAACAAGCUCACCACCGCGAGCACAAAGCACAUGAUGGCCAACAGCCAAAACGCCCACGGCCAGUUCCCUCGCACUGCAAACAAACUCGAGAAGAUAGCCCCCAUGACAAACCCCAGCGGCGCCGACGCCCCAAACAGGCAGAGCACCAUAUUCUUCCUCAUCCCCGGCUGA